AAAUCUCGCUUGAUGUGGCGGCGCGUGUCGGACACGCGCAAUAAACUUAGCUAUAAACCCCCAAAUCGAGGCUUUGGUUUCUGGAUCCUCGUGAUGAUGACGAUGGGGAUUACCUCGAAUUCGAAAUUAAAGUAAUCGUCGUCACUUCUCUGGACACCGAAUUCAAUUCGAGAGAAUCACCCAAGAGGUAAUUCUAAAGAGCAAGUGUGUUUGUGAUUCAAACCCCGUAUAGAAGAUACUUACCGAGGCAGAUUAAAAAAAAUGAGUUUUGCGUGCCUCGUGUGCCAUAGUGUAGAGAGCCCAUCCCACUCAUUUAGAAGCUACUCUGUUUCUAGCUCAGACAACGAAGGUAGAUGCUCUGUGAUUGCCAGCUGCCUCACAAGGAACUCACUUGUUCAAGCAGCUAGAUCAAACACUUUCCCUGCAUCAUCCUCAAAGGUAACCCCACAACCCAAUUUCCAAGCAGGUGAAGGAGCCUCACCACGCUUAGUACGAAGCCGUGCUGUGAGAAGAGACCUUGUCAGAGACUGGAACUUCAACGAAAUCGAGACAGAGCUUUAAAUUCAGACCCUGACUCUUCCCUUAGGAAUAGUAUAUUAGUUUGUUCAUCAACUACUAAGCUUUUUUUUGUUUUUGUAUUGGGUUUGCAAACCAAUAAUAUAAUAUUUUCCCUGGCCGUUUAUUCAA
Molecule: messenger RNA, 687 nt
Organism: Camelina sativa (false flax)
Lineage: Eukaryota; Viridiplantae; Streptophyta; Magnoliopsida; Brassicales; Brassicaceae
Source: RefSeq, a predicted model, not a curated record